AGCGCGCGGUCCUUUCCCUCGCGAUGCGGUGAAACUCUGAGACCUUCCUGCGCGCGACACUGCCGUUAACAUUUCCCGCUCCAUCCGUGAGAAACCAUUGAGCGAGCACCAGGGGAAUAUCCACAUCUUCUAGCACACACCGAACCCGCCCUGUAGCUCGUACUCACUGAGCUCCGUGGAGGCAAUCCAACCCGCUGAGGGCGCCGAACCUGUUCGAGUGAAGCAAGCGGCAGCCGGGACACGGAAUGGAGCUCAUCACUAUUCUGGAAAAGACAGUCUCUCCAGAUCGGAAUGAACUGGAGGCGGCGCAGAAGUUUCUGGAGCAGGCGGCGAUAGAGAACCUGCCCACAUUCCUGGUGGAGUUGUCCAAAGUGUUGGCGAAUCCAGGAAACACUCAGGUGGCUCGAGUAGCUGCAGGUCUGCAAGUGAAGAACUCUCUGACCUCCAAAGACCCUGAUGUCAAGACGCAGUACCAGCAGCGAUGGCUGGGCAUCGACACAAACGCUCGCCGCGAGAUCAAGAACUUUGUUCUGCAGACUUUGGGGACAGAGACAUAUCGGCCAAGCUCUGCUUCACAGUGCGUCGCUGGCAUCGCCUGUGCAGAAAUCCCAGUAAACUUUUGGCCUGAGCUGAUUCCACAAUUGGUUGCCAAUGUCACCGAUCCAUCAAGCACCGAACACAUGAAGGAGUCCACGCUGGAGGCCAUUGGGUACAUCUGCCAGGACAUUGACCCUGAGCAGCUGCAGGAAAAUGCCAACCAGAUCCUGACGGCCAUCAUCCAGGGCAUGAGGAAGGAGGAACCCAGUAACAAUGUGAAGCUAGCUGCUACCAAUGCCCUGCUCAACUCACUGGAGUUCACCAAAGCCAACUUUGACAAGGAGACGGAGAGGCACUUCAUCAUGCAGGUGGUUUGUGAAGCCACCCAGUGUCCUGACACCAGAGUCCGCGUGGCAGCUCUGCAGAACCUGGUGAAGAUUAUGUCUCUGUAUUAUCAGUACAUGGAGACAUACAUGGGGCCUGCUCUGUUUGCGAUCACUAUUGAGGCGAUGAAGAGCGACAUUGAUGAGGUGGCUCUGCAGGGUAUUGAGUUCUGGUCCAACGUCUGUGACGAGGAGAUGGACCUGGCCAUUGAGGCCUCAGAGGCCUCGGAGCAGGGGCGCCCCCCCGAGCACACUAGUAAAUUCUAUGCUAAAGGGGCACUUCAGUACCUGGUCCCCAUCCUGACUCAGACCUUGACCAAGCAGGAUGAGAACGAUGACGACGAUGACUGGAACCCCUGCAAGGCUGCAGGUGUGUGUCUGAUGCUGCUGGCCACCUGCUGCGAGGACGACGUGGUUCCUCACGUUCUGCCCUUCAUCAAAGAGAACAUCAAACACCCCGACUGGCGCUACCGUGACGCCUCCGUCAUGGCCUUUGGCUCAAUCCUGGAGGGACCCGACCUGAACCAGCUCAAGCCCCUCGUCAUUCAGGCCAUGCCGACCCUGAUUGAGCUGAUGAAGGACCCCAGUGUGGUGGUGAGAGACACCACUGCCUGGACGGUGGGGCGGAUCUGUGAGCUGCUACCAGAAGCAGCCAUCAAUGAGGUCUAUCUGGCCCCCCUGCUACAGUGUCUGAUUGAGGGUCUAGGGGCGGAGCCGAGGGUGGCCUCCAACGUCUGCUGGGCCUUUUCAUCUCUGGCUGAGGCUGCAUAUGAAGCCACUGACGCAGCAGAGGACCAGGAAGAGCCCAGCACCUACUGCCUGUCCUCGUCCUUUGAAAUCAUUGUCCAGAAGCUCCUUGAGACCACAGACCGGCCAGAUGGACAUCAGAACAACCUGCGUUCAGCUGCCUACGAGGCUUUGAUGGAGAUUGUGAAGAACAGUGCUAAGGACUGCUAUCCUGCUGUCCAGAAAACCACACUGGUCAUUAUGGAGCGGCUGCAGCAGGUCCUGCAGAUGGAGUCUCACAUCCAGAGUACCUCGGACAGAAUCCAGUUCAACGACCUGCAGUCGCUGCUCUGUGCCACUCUGCAGAACGUUCUCCGGAAGGUCCAGCACCAGGACGCACUGCAAAUCUCUGAUGUGGUGAUGGCAUCUCUGCUGCGGAUGUUUCAGAGCACGGCAGGAUCUGGAAGCGUUCAGGAGGACGCUCUCAUGGCCGUGUCCACGCUGGUUGAAGUCCUGGGCAGCGACUUCCAGAAGUACAUGGAAGCCUUCAAGCCUUUCUUGGCUAUCGGACUGAAAAACUACGCUGAAUACCAGGUGUGUCUGGCUGCGGUGGGUCUGGUGUGUGACCUUUGCAGAGCUCUGCAGACCAACAUCCUGCCUUACUGUGACGAGAUCAUGCAGCUGCUACUGGAGAACCUGGGGAACGAGAACGUCCACCGGUCAGUCAAGCCUCAGAUCCUCUCGGCAUUUGGAGACAUCGCUCUGGCCAUUGGAGGGGAGUUUAAGAAGUACCUGGACAUUGUCCUGGACACUCUUCAGCAGGCCUCACAAGCCCAAGUGGACAAGACGGACUACGACAUGGUGGACUACCUGAAUGAGCUGAGAGAGGGCUGUCUGGAGGCCUACACUGGGAUCAUCCAGGGCCUGAAGGGGGACCAGGAGAAUGUCCACCCUGACGUGAUGUUGGUCCAGCCUCGUGUGGAGUUCAUUCUCUCCUUCAUCCAUCACAUUGCUGAGGAUGAAGAUCACUCUGAUGGGGUUGUGGCCAACGCUGCUGGACUCAUUGGCGACCUGUGCACGGCGUUUGGUAAAGACGUGAUGAAGCUGGUGGAGGUCCGUCCGCUCAUCAAUGACCUGCUGACAGAAGGACGGCGCUCCAAAACCACGAAGACCAAAACCCUGGCCACCUGGGCCACCAAGGAGCUGCGCAAGCUUAAGAGCCAGGCCUGAUUGUUCCGGUCCAAACACAGAAUGACGUGAGAUCGAUGAACUUUGAGGACAAAUGGUUGUCUGGAAUGACUUCUUCUGCUGCGCCUGCUGAGUCGGAAGAAAUGACGUGAUGAAGUGAGAUGGAUGAAUGUGUGUGAGCGCUAGAUAUGACAUCACACCACCUUCAGUUCCAGCUGGCGAACGAACCCCAUCCCCUUUACCCCUCUCCUCUUCCUGGACGGCCUGUGGACUGGACUCUUGACGCCCCUUAAAGACUUAAACCCCUCCCUCUAGCCCCUCGUCCUCCCACAACCUCUCGCCGUGUAGCUGGGCCCUCCCAUGACAUCCUGAUGAUGUCACUGCCCCACCGCUGCCUCGCUCACACCGGGGGAGAGGGGGAGGAGGGGGGUGAUCCUUAAAGACUUUGUGGAAUCAGAUUAACAAGCGACUUUGUGGACUUCUUCUGUGGAAAACUUUAGAUUUUUGUUGCUCUUAUUUUUCUUCUUCUGAGCACUAAAAUGGCAAAGGAGACGCGACUGAGUGCGAGCGCCUCCACCUGCUCCGUCUCCAGGGAUCUGACGCUCUUAUCCAGCAGCUGAAACCCUUCAAAGUAAAAGCUCAGUGCUGAGGAGCGAGUGCCAAAUGGAAAUAGUUUAGCUGAAGCUCUGGAAGCCAGCGCUGUGAGCUGCUUCAGACGGAUGUCCCCGCUACACUUGGUUUGGGAACGGGUCACUCACCGUUUUUGCUUGUUUAAAAGAUUUCAGAGAAUUGAAGACGUUUGUAUAAGGUUAUAUUUUUCCAUUACUUAGAUGAAAAAUAACGCUGAAAACAAUAAAAUGAUAUGAAACAUUC
Molecule: messenger RNA, 3707 nt
Organism: Nothobranchius furzeri (turquoise killifish)
Lineage: Eukaryota; Metazoa; Chordata; Actinopteri; Cyprinodontiformes; Nothobranchiidae
Gene: kpnb1
Product: karyopherin (importin) beta 1
Biological process (GO): protein import into nucleus
Cellular component (GO): nucleus; cytoplasm
Molecular function (GO): nuclear import signal receptor activity; small GTPase binding
Source: RefSeq, a predicted model, not a curated record